Molecule: messenger RNA, 2103 nt
Organism: Protopterus annectens (West African lungfish)
Lineage: Eukaryota; Metazoa; Chordata; Ceratodontiformes; Protopteridae
Product: extracellular calcium-sensing receptor-like
Exons: 5
Coding region: 1-2103 (700 amino acids)
Biological process (GO): G protein-coupled receptor signaling pathway
Cellular component (GO): membrane
Molecular function (GO): G protein-coupled receptor activity
Source: RefSeq, a predicted model, not a curated record
AUGAAGAUAAGCCCAGCAGCUAGGUCAUUUACUCUUAGUGACAAGGUACAGUUUCCAUCAUUUCUCCGGACAGCUCCAAAUGGAAUAAUGGAGACAAUCGCCACUGCUAAGCUCCUGAUAUACUUUGGAUGGACCUGGGUUGGAAUCAUAGCAUCAGAUGAUGAUUAUAGUCAACAGGGUAGCCAGAAUCUUAAGGCAGAGAUAAUUUUAGCUGGUGGCUGUGUGGCUUUCCUGGAAACCAUUCCUAAUGUUAAUUUCCAGAAGAAAGUUUCAACCAUAAUAGAUCAGAUGCAUAGUCUUUCUGUAAACACAAUUGUGGUUUAUGCAAGUAUUUCUGUAUGGCUGCCUCUGACUGAAGAAAUUGCUAAAUAUGAUACUCAUGGAAAAUUAUUUUUUAGUACCACCAGAUCAUGCACUGUGUCCAGAGAAGUGUUUAAGGAAAACAUCUGGGAUAUAGUUAAUGGUACACUAGGAAUGUCAUGUAAUGAAAAACCUGUGCCAAAUUUUCUUGAAUUUCUUUAUAAUAUUCAUCCAUCCAAAUUUUCUAACAGCCUCUUUUUUAUAAGGUUCUGGGAAAAGGCAUUCAGCUGUAAAUGGCCUUUGACUUACACUAAUAUAUCAACCAUGCCUAAGGAAGUUUUGAAUAGUGAUAUAUUCUGCAGCACUGAGGAGAAUAUUAUGAUGUUAGACCCUGCCAUGUUUGACAUAUCAAAUAUGAGAUUUGCUUACCGCAUUCACAAUGCAGUCUAUGCUAUAGCACAUGCCUUAAAUGAUAUGAUUACAUGCCAACCUGGGGGUGGGCCUUUUUUUAAUAGAUCAUGUGCUGACAAGCUGAACUUUUACCCUUGGCAGCUUCUCCAUUAUCUCAAGAAAGUAUACUUCAAAAACAAAGCUGGUGUAGAAAUAUAUUUUGAUCCAAAAGGAGAUCCUCCUACAAUUUUUGAAUUUGAAAGCCAGCAAAUAUUUCCUAAUGGCACAAUCAAGUGUAUAACUGUAGGCAACAUUGACUUCCAGGCCAGUGAUGGUGUAAAAAUCAAAAUUAAUGACAGCGCAAUUAUGUGGAAAACUGGAUAUGGUCAGGCUCCAAAGUCAGUGUGCAGUGAGCCCUGCCUUUCUGGAUACAGGAAAGCAAACCGGGCAGGUGAGCCAGUCUGUUGCUUUGAUUGUGUGCCCUGUUCCAAGGGGAAAAUUGCCAACCAAACAGGUGCCACGGAAUGCAUGCAGUGCCCUGAAGAUCUUUGGCCAGACGGCAAGAGGGAAAAAUGUAUACCCAAAAUCAUUGACUACCUUUCCUGUGAAGAUUCCCUGGGCUUCUUUCUAACUGGACUAUCCGUUUUUGCUUUUUUCAUUACUAUAUUUGUUCUUUGCAUUAUCAUUAAGUUUCGAGACACUCCAAUAGUCAAAGCCAACAACAGAACCCUCAGUUACCUCCUGCUCGUUGCUCUAUCACUGUGCUUUCUCUGUUCCCUGAUAUUCAUUGGGCAGCCCAAUGAAACUAGCUGCCUCUUGAGACAGACUGCAUUUGGCAUCAUCUUUUCCAUCUGCAUGUCUUCCAUCUUGGCUAAAACCAUCAUUGUUAUUUUUGCUUUUAAGGCCAGGAAUCCUUCUAGCAAACUACAGAUAUGGGUAGGAUCCAGAUGGUUACCAGGUUACAUUGUUGUCUCUGGUUCUCUGAUUCAGAUUAUGAUAUGCACAUUCUGGCUGUCUACUGCUACCCCAUUCCCGCAGAAAAACACAAACUCUGAAUUUGGAAAAAUAAUAUAUGAGUGCAAUGAAGGUUCUGCAUUCAUGUUCUACUGCAUGUUGGGAUAUCUAGGGCUUCUGGCAAUUGUUUGUUUUCUACUUGCAUUCUUAGCCAGAAAUUUGCCUGACAGAUUUAAUGAGGCAAAAUAUAUUACUUUCAGCAUGCUUGUUUUUCUUAGUGUCUGGCUUUCAUUUAUCCCAGCAUACCUGAGCACAAAGGGAAGAUAUAUGGUUGCUGUAGAGAUAUUUGCCAUACUGACUUCUAGUGCUGGCUUAAUUAGCUGUAUAUUUAUUCCCAAGUGCUUCAUUAUUUUGCUAAAACCAAAUAUGAACACCAAAGAAAAGUUAAGUGGAAGAUAA